AUGGAACUGGAUGUGGUGAACUUGUUUGCCAUUGCUGCAGGGACACUGGCUGUACCUCUCCUGGCUUUCAUGGCUUCCUUCAUGCUAUGGCCUUCAGUGCUGAUCAAAAUAUAUUACUGGUACUGGAGGCGAACCCUUGGUCUGCAAGUUCGCUAUGCAGAUUGUGGGGGCUAUCGAUUCUGUUAUUCCUACAGAGGGAAGCCAGGACACAGGCCAUCCAUACUAAUGCUGCAUGACUUUUCUGCCCACAAAGAUACAUGGCUGUCCAUGGUCAAGUAUCUACCCAAGCAUCUGCAUUUACUGUGUGUGGACAUGCCAGGACAUGAGGGCACCACACGUACCAAUGUUGAUGACUACUCCAUUCAAGGCCAGGUUAGGAGAAUACAUCAGUUUGUGGAAUCCAUUCGGUUGAACAGGAGACCAUUCCACCUGGUGGGAACAUCCAUGGGUGGGAAUGUGGCAGGGGUGUAUGCAGCUUGCUAUCCCUCAGAUAUCUGCAGUAUUACUCUCAUCUGCCCUGCUGGUUUGAAGUACCCCAAUGAGACUAAGUUUGAUUGUCAGCUACAGGAUCUGGAACACAGCCAAUACACACUUAGCAUCCCACUCAUACCAUCCACUCCAGAGGAGAUGGAGGAUAUGCUGAAGCUCUGCUCCCAUGUUCGAUUCAAAGUCCCACAGCAGGUUCUUCAAGGAUUGGUAGACGUUCGAAUACCACACAAUGACUUUUAUCAAGAGGUUUUCAUGGAGAUUAUGGGGGAGAGUUCUAGAUAUGCAUUACAUGAACACAUGCGCCAAAUAACAGCCCCUCUGCAAGUCAUCUGGGGUAAGCAAGACCAGGUUGUGGAUGUUUCGGGAGCCUCAGUGCUGGCUGAGGCUUUGCCAGGGUGCCAAGUUGAUCUGCUGGAGAAUUGUGGUCACUCUGUGGUGAUGGAGAGGCCUCGCAGGACUGCUAAACUUAUUCUAGAUUUCAUCAUCUCUCAGCAGAGCAUGGCAAGUGGCAGCAACAAAAAGAAAUCAUGA
Molecule: messenger RNA, 1020 nt
Organism: Chanos chanos (milkfish)
Lineage: Eukaryota; Metazoa; Chordata; Actinopteri; Gonorynchiformes; Chanidae
Gene: abhd6b
Product: abhydrolase domain containing 6, acylglycerol lipase b
Exons: 8
Coding region: 1-1020 (339 amino acids)
Biological process (GO): acylglycerol catabolic process
Cellular component (GO): AMPA glutamate receptor complex; membrane
Molecular function (GO): monoacylglycerol lipase activity
Source: RefSeq, a predicted model, not a curated record